Vigna unguiculata (cowpea) is the source of this 1267-nucleotide messenger RNA. Its product is annotated as NAC domain-containing protein 2-like. Gene Ontology annotation, molecular function: DNA binding. Lineage: Eukaryota; Viridiplantae; Streptophyta; Magnoliopsida; Fabales; Fabaceae. Gene Ontology annotation, biological process: regulation of DNA-templated transcription. The record is from RefSeq and is a predicted model, not a curated record.
UAUCGGCAACUGGUUGAUGCAUUUUCUAGGUUGUUCCUCCAGAGGCAUUGUAUCUUUAUAUUCAUGGACAAAGAUGGUAAUUCAGAAAUCCAACUCCCUCCUGGGUUUAGAUUCCACCCUUCUGAUGAAGAGCUGAUCAUUCACUAUCUGAGAAACAAAGUGACAUCAUCACCUCUUCCUGCCUCAUUCAUAGCAGAAAUAGAUCUUUACAAGUAUAAUCCAUGGGAGCUCCAAAGUAAGGCUUUGUUUGGGGAGGAUGAAUGGUAUUUCUUUACUCCCAGAGACAGGAAGUAUCCCAAUGGAGUGAGGCCUAAUAGAGCAGCUGCUUCUGGUUAUUGGAAAGCUACUGGCACUGACAGACCCAUUUUUUCUUCAUGUGGAAUGAAGAAUAUUGGAGUGAAGAAGGCCCUUGUGUUCUACAAGGGUCGAGCACCAAAAGGAUCUAAAACUGAUUGGAUCAUGCACGAGUACAGGUUGCACAAUUCCAUGAACUUCAUUCCACAGCAAAGAGGAUCCAUGAGACUGGAUGAGUGGGUGCUGUGCCGGGUCCGACAGAAAACUAGCAGCACAAGAAGCAUUUGGGAAGACUCUAUUUAUGAAGCACCAACCCACUUUGAAGAGAUGAAUGAGAACUCAAAUCCUGAACCAGCCAAAAAUUGUGUGCAUAAUGAAUAUCCAAUGUUGCCUUAUAUUCUCGCUUCUCAGAGUUCUGUGUCUGAUUCUAUUGGCGUAGCCUCAGGCUCGGGCUGUGGUUGUAAUGAUGAUGGAAAAGCAUAUGCUUCAUUGCAUAAUAAGAACUCGAAUGUAAUAAUUGGAGCACCGUUUAUGACACCUCAGGGUUUGUUUAAUCCACUGAAGAGAAAAAACAUUGAAGAGAAGGAGUUGGACUUGUAUGCUUCACUCAAUAAAAAACUAAGCGAAGAACUUGAUGUUGGGAAAGAAAAACUCGAGCGUGAUCUGAACAAAGACUACAAUUUUAAUAACUUGGAACACUGGAGUUCCAUCAUACAACCCCAAGAGCUUAAUAUCGUAGCCUUUUCGAAAUAUGCAUGAACUGUUCAGAGAUCAUGCUUUUUUGUGUGCAUGGGAAGACGACAGUGAAUUCUGUAUGUAAAUAAGAAAAGAUGCAGUUGGGUUUUGUUCAUGCAUUGUGAUUAUUUUUUUUCAGUAUGCAGAAAUGUGGAGAGCUGAAAAGUAGCAUCAUAUAUGGUGCAAUUGAGUUGGUGAUUGUAUCAUGUUUCGAAAUUAAUUUAUGGAAAUUGAAGUA